Messenger RNA from Cryptotermes secundus, 5134 nucleotides. It is a transcript of the gene rt, whose product is annotated as protein O-mannosyltransferase 1. Gene Ontology annotation, biological process: protein O-linked glycosylation via mannose. The record is from RefSeq and is a predicted model, not a curated record. Lineage: Eukaryota; Metazoa; Arthropoda; Insecta; Blattodea; Kalotermitidae. Gene Ontology annotation, molecular function: dolichyl-phosphate-mannose-protein mannosyltransferase activity. Gene Ontology annotation, cellular component: membrane; endoplasmic reticulum.
UGUGCAUCAAUUUAGCUUUCGUAUAAUGGAAUCGGAAAAGCGUAAUAAGAAGAUACAGAGUACCAUGAAAUCCUCGAGGAAAUAUGCGAAAGGGAAAUCUAACUUCAUAUUUGAAAACAAAUCGUGUGUGGAAGACGUAGGCCGAUAUCUUGAGAAAGGGGCGGAGUGUUUGAAGUCAAAAUCAGAUACACAUGCAGACGAAUCACCAGCGUUACAACGGGAUGAGGGAGAUGGAGAGUCUGUUCCUGAAAUGGCCGUGGAAGAUACAUAUCCUGCUAGCAGUAAUAUGACCUGCGUUUCCACAGUGCAAAGAUUUCAUGUCAAUAUAGAACUGGAUAUAAUGGCUGUAAUGCUUUUUCUGGCAGGACUUGCAACACGCAUGUAUCGAUUAGAAGAACCUCGCAGCAUAGUUUUUGAUGAGCUUCAUUAUGGAAAGUACGUGAGUCUGUAUAUGAAAAGGACAUUUUUCUUUGAUUCUCAUCCACCCUUUGGAAAACAACUAAUAGCUGCUGUUGCAUAUUUAGCAGGUUUUGAUGGACAGUUCAAAUUUGACCGUAUUGGCAGUUCUUACUCAGAAACUGUUCCUUUAUUUGCACUGCGACUUGUGCCAGCAGUGUGUGGAAGCUUGAUUAUUCCCACCACAUACCACCUCAUGUUGGAGCUUGGCCUCACACAAUGGACUGCAGCUCUGGCAGGAUUCCUGUUACUUUGUGAUAAUGCAAUGUUGGCUCAGUCCAGAUUCAUUCUGAUGGAGUCCAUGCUGUUGCUAUUUGCUCUGUUUGGGCUGUUGUGCAUUUUGAAGUUUCGACGUUAUCACUACCAUCCAUAUUGCCUGCAGUGGUGGCUGUGGCUUAGUUUAGGAGCUGCGUCUCUUACCUGUGCUCUCUGUGUGAAGUAUGUGGGAUUCUUCUCAUGUUGCCUUGGUGCCUCUGUUGUGGGGCGUGACUGCUGGCGACUUUUGAGUGAUCGGCGGCUCUCGGAUGGUGCUAUUCUUUGUCAGCUUUUAACUAGACUCUUGGUUCUGACUGCAAUCCCCACCGCCAUUUACCUAACUAUCUUCUACAUUCACCUGGCUGUUCUAAGUCGGGCAGGUCCUCAUGACAGUGUCAUGACCAGUGCUUUCCAAGCUAGCCUAGAGGGUGGGCUGGCAUCCAUCACAAGAGGGCAACCUCUUGAGAUUGCGCAUGGUUCACAGAUAACUUUGCGACACUCACAUGGCCGCACAUGUUGGCUGCAUUCACAUGCCCAUGUGUACCCAAUACGAUAUCCUGACAAGCGAGGCAGUUCACACCAGCAGCAGGUGACCUGCUAUUCCUUCAAGGACGUCAAUAAUUGGUGGAUUGUGAAGCGGCCACAGCGCAAUGACUUGGUGGUAUCGCAGCCUGUGGAUGCUAUCCGUCAUGGGGAUGUGAUACAGCUUGUGCAUGGAAUGACCAGCCGUGCACUGAACUCACAUGAUGUUGCAGCUGCCAUGUCUCCACAAAACCAGGAGGUGAGCUGCUAUAUCGACUACAAUGUCUCUAUGCCAGCUCAGAACUUGUGGCGUGUUGACAUCAUCAAUAGGGAUCAGGUUGGAGACAUCUGGCACACCAUUGAAUCACUUGUCCGACUUGUACAUGUCAACUCCAGCCAAGCACUCAAGUUCAGUGGUCGCCAGCUGCCUGACUGGGGUUUCAAUCAACAUGAGGUUGUGACUGAUCGUAUCCUUCAUCAGGAUGAUACUGUUUGGAAUGUGGAGGAGCAUCGUUAUACUAAAAAUGAGGAUCAGAAGGAUCGGGAACGAGAGCUUGUGAAUGCAGAGAUGAUCCCAUUACGACCUACCAGUCUCAGCUUCUGGGAAAAGUUCCUUGAGCUGCAAUACAAGAUGCUCUUUGCCAAUCAAGAGAAUGUCCAAAACCACAUGUACAGCAGUGAGCCUCUGGAAUGGCCCUUCAUGGCCCGUGGCAUUGCCUACUGGGUCAGUCCACACAGCAAUGCUCAAGUACACUUGCUUGGAAACUUGGUGGUGUGGCUAUCAGGGUCUGUUAGCCUCAUACUGUACAGCAUUUUACUGACCUUCUACCUGAUUCGCCGACGUCGCCACUGCUAUGAUCUCACCCCAGACACAUGGUACAGGUUUGUGGUUGUGGGUGAAGUAUUGCUGUUGGGGUUCCUGUUCCAUUAUGUGCCCUACUUCUUUGUGGAGCGUACAUUGUUUCUACAUCACUAUUUACCAGCCUUUACUUUCAAAGUGCUACUAAUGGCUGCUCUUGUUGAACACUUGCACCACGUAUUUUGUGAAACAUUAUCCUGGCGUCUGGGCUUGGCAGUCUUUAAGCUUCUAGCAGGAGCAUGGUUGGUAGCCGUGCUGGUUGUUUUCCGGCGGUUUUCUGUUUUAAGUUAUGGCACGAUUCCACUAUCAGCUGCAGAUAUUCUUCGGUUGCGGUGGAGAGACUCCUGGGACUUCAUUCUUCAUAGACAGUGAAUAUGUGUAAACACGGACAAACUACCUGAUAAGUAAUUCUCUCUUUUAGUAAUCACUGUCUCAUCAAAAAUACUCCAGUCACAUCGCAAUGAUGGCCUUGCCCUAGGGUUCCUGUGUUUACAAGUAUAGCAUACUACAGGGUGUCCAGAUGAGAGGUAUCCAGGAUAAAAUAAUGAUAUUUCAGAAAUCAUUUAUUAUACACAUUUAUGGGUUACACCAUUACAAAUGGGAACUAUCGAAGUUUUUUCUAAAUAUAUAACUUUCUCAGUAAAUUUCAAUGUUGUCCCCCUUGGUGGCAUGAAAAAUAUCCGGAUGAUAUUCAACCUUAUUCCACAUUGCUUGAAGCAUGUUUGAUGUUACCAUAGCCACAGUGUCCCUUAUACAGACUUUCAGGUGUUGAAUGUCAUUGAUUGUAACCUGGUAGAAAAUGCUCUUCACAUAACCUCACAAGAGAAAAUCGAAUGGGGUUAAAUCUGGGGACCUAGGAGGUCAAGCAAUUGGUCCACCUCUGCCAAUCCAUCUCCCAGUCAUUUCUCUGUCCAGGUGAUUCCUAACAAGGUGGCAGAAAUGUGGUGGUGCGCCAUCUUGUUGGAGGAUAGUUUUAGCAUACAGCUCCAUCAUGUCCAAAUACAAAUGUCCGAUCACUGUCAUUUCCGAAAAGAAAAUUGUCCAAUCAACUUUUCAUGCAUUGAGCCGGUCCACACGUUCACUUGGAGCUGCCUCUCUCCAACUCACAUGUGACAUACGGAUUUUGACUCCCCAAAAUCCUGCAGUUGUAGCUAUUUACAACUCCAUUGACAUGGUACAAUGCCUUGUCUGAGAAGCACACUUGGCAGAGGAAAUCGGGUGACGCUUCAAUUCUUUCUAGCAUGUUCACAGCAAAGUCUGUGCGUGCUACUUGGUCACUUGGUUUUAGUGCAUGAAUCAUUUGAAUUUUGUAUGCUCUUAGGCAGAGCCUUUUGUUUAGCACAUCAUGCAAUGUUGAGAUACAAAUUUUUUAUUUUGGAUACCUUUCAUCUGGACACCCUGUGUAAAGAACACUUUUCAUUUCAUCUCUUUAUUUUGCAUUUUAUGUCAUUUAUCUUUUGAAAAUGUCAGCAUUAAUUAACAGAAAACUUGAUGGUAAAUUAUUAUACUUCUAGUGUAAUGCCUAUUGAAAAUUUAUAUUGUCACAAUUUUAGAGACUAUUUACAGGAUUUGGUUUGGUAAUUGUUAAUUGAACACUUACAGAAGGUAACUACAAACAACUACGACAGUCUCAGUGAAUUACACACUCCAAAGAUCACUGUAACCACAGCAUACAUAAAGUCUUCUUAGUUUGCUAUGUCUUCACCAGUCGUUGCCUGGUGACAGAUCUCAACAGUGUCCUCUGCUUCUUUGCUCAUGUUCUUACAGGCUGGCAACUGUCUUGUAACUGACUCAUUGCUCCAGCUGUCCUGCUCUUAACAUCUCAGCACAGGCUGCACGGAAAACACCAUUCCUUUGUUGCUGUUUCAAAUUACACAUGCAGCUGAGAGUAAUGGCUCUUGUAUAUUUGCUUAUCUUACGUUUGUUGUCUAGUAAUUGGUCUACAUGAUACAGUAUUAAAUAUAAUUUAAUUCUAACAUUCAGUUCUUGAAAUAUUUCCGAAUUUGUAUCGUGAUCUGGAAGUAUCAUUGUCAUAUAUGCCUCAUAUAUAUUAUGCAAAUCCUACCAUGUACUAGUUCAGUGCCUGUACUUUGUGAUGAUUCUGUUAAUGGACUGAUGCCCAUAUUACAUAUAUUAUUUUCAGCCCCUAGUUAAUUUAUAUGAUAUUAUUGUUGAAGAACUCUGUACACUUCUUCCUAGAGGCAGUUUUAACUAGCUCAUCAGUGUCAUAAUGUUUCCCCAUUCUUCUGUUAAGACUCACAUGUAAAUUUAUGCUAUUUAUGGAGCAAGAUGUCCCCCCCCCCGUUGUUUUAAUGUCAGGGUUGUUCAUCAGUCUUUACAUAUUUAAAACAAAAACAUUUCCACUUUAUGAAAACCUCUCCCUUGGGAAUGUUUCUGUAGAAUAGUACAACACUUUUGUCAUAGCUUUUCAGCCAUGUCUUAUCACACCUAACCACUAGCAUUUCACUGUUAAAUUUUAUGCAUUCAUUUACAUUCAGUGCAGACAUUGUGAAUGAUUACAGUCACUUUCCAGUGAACACAGCUGCUUUGGGGCAUGUUUUCUCAAGGUACUUCCCUUGCCUUGUCAUAUUUAACAAAUAUUUCACUAUGUUUACCCAUCACUUGUAUCAUAAGAAUCACUCUAUAAGAUGGGCAGUUAGGAUAUGUGUGUGAAGUGAAUGACAAUUUUAUGUACACAGAUCUCCUGUUGGUUUUUAUGUUGCACUUUUGUUUGUACAGUGCAGAAGAACUAUAAGGCAAACAGGCCUUUUGAAAUUGAAAGUGUUCCCCCUUCCCUCAAGUGAUAUAUUGUGUAGCCAUGCCAGUGAAACAUUGCAUAUAAUUUGAAACCAGAAUUAUGUUUCUAUAUUAAAGUUUUAAAACUUCAGCUUCCAGUAUGUGGACUUCAAACGCUCAUGCAAAUACAGUCUUUGUAAUGCUGAUCUAACAUACUUUGUAUACAGAAAUUUGGUGAAAGGUAUUAUAAACUAAUAAUUAUUUUUGUAAUAAAGAAUAACUUUUUUUUUAUAAAUUCUACAUGUA